Molecule: messenger RNA, 1074 nt
Organism: Achroia grisella
Lineage: Eukaryota; Metazoa; Arthropoda; Insecta; Lepidoptera; Pyralidae
Exons: 5
Coding region: 1-1074 (357 amino acids)
Molecular function (GO): protein binding
Source: RefSeq, a predicted model, not a curated record
AUGUUUAUUUCAUAUGUAUUAUUAAAUUGUCUAUUCUAUUCUAUUGAAAGCCAUACACCUAAAAAUGAUUCAGAUGUCCUAAUUACUUAUUCUGGUCAUGCAGAAGCGAUUAAUGAACCAAUAAAUGUAUUAAGUCAAAACUCUAUGGAUACCUCAGACUAUAUAAAAUUAUCGCAACCACAAUCCUAUAUGACUACUGUUAAUACAGCACCAGAUGAUAUUGUAUUCAUUCCCAAUGAGAAAGAGAUACAGAGAAAUGAUCAGGUUAAUGAGAAGAAUGUGAUGAACAUCGGUGAUUAUAUGGUGAACAAAAAUGUCGAUGAUGUAUUAGAGGGCAAAGGAAUAAAUUUUGAUACAGAAGCACCCAAAGACAUUUUUUUUAUAUCUGGCAAGAAUAACGAAAAUGUUGCCAAAAGUGAGAUUAAAGAAAAAGAAAGAGACAACCAUAGCGGCACACGACGAAGUGGGAAAGAGAAGAAUAAACCAAUUUUGAUGGAUUGCAACAAUUUAGACUGUAACAACACGGUAAACUCUACAUGCGGUGGGAAAAUAGAGCAUAAGAAAUUGAGAUAUAGACUAUUUUUGAACGACUGCUAUUUUCGUAAGGUCAACUGCAAUUUUAAAUAUGCAGAGAAUAGGUAUACCAAAGUGCCGAACGUUCAUUGUCAAAAUAUAGGUGUCCAUUACAGUGUCAGGCCGUAUGUUUACAAAUCAGAACGAGUUGUAGCUGUAGAGAAGAAGAAUAUAGACUUAAAUGCGAGGAAAAGUUAUUCUUCUAGAAGAUCACAAAAUAAAGAUAUCAACGGCCGUUUCUGUUCCCACCGCUGCCCGAUCUCGUGCCCUGAUGAUUAUGACCCCGAGUGUGCUGUAUCUACCACUGGCCGAAGAAAGGUGUUCAGCAAUCAUUGCAAACUGGAUUACGACUCUUGUACUUACUCUGUCAUUUGGCAACGACGCCCUCUGGCGGAGUGCGUGGGAGGUAAGAAGGCGGAUUUGCAACAGAACAGAGGCUUCAUAGGAUGGAUGCAGAGGGUUGGCAUCGUUGAUAACAGAGGGCGGCUCGUGUUACAAUAA